Aphanomyces invadans is the source of this 1274-nucleotide messenger RNA. RefSeq lists its product as hypothetical. The transcript is spliced from 4 exons. The record is from RefSeq and is a predicted model, not a curated record. Gene Ontology annotation, molecular function: protein binding. NCBI's taxonomy places the organism in Eukaryota, Oomycota, Saprolegniomycetes, Saprolegniales, Verrucalvaceae. The coding region runs from base 400 to 1254 and encodes 284 amino acids.
AAAGGAGCCAACCACCACAACGAUGUGCGCCAUGGAGGAUGCAGAUGGUGACGACUUGCGGAGGCUCCUGCGGCAAUCGGUCGACGCCUUAAAGGCAACGCAGCUACCAUCGCAACCUGCGAUAGCACAACCAUACCUUGCUUCAUUCGCUGCCAUUGCCUUGGAUCAGCGGCGACCACCAUUCGAAGAUGGCUGUGCAACGACAUUGCGCGCAAUUCUGCGACGGCAUGCACCGGACAUCGUGGUCCGUGGCCAUGUGCUUGCAUCGGGACACCAAGUUCAGAUCCAAUCCAUUGGAUUCCAUCGUGGAAAGUACGAAGGCGCGGCUUUGAAUGUGGCCGCGAUGCCGUUCUACCCGCUCGAUCUAUCACAGUACAACCAACGAAACAUGGGCAUGUGAUGAACAAACGGCAUAGGCACAUGCCUGUUUCCCCGCAAUCUGUAUUGGACUUCUCUGUCCGAAUCGAUACUCCGACACAUGACGUUGAAGUCGCUCCCUUGGACACACCCCUUCCAUCGACUAUUUGGGAUGCUUUGGAGGAUUGGGCCCCAGGGUGCUCCUUCGGUGGGUUUACUUUCACACCGACUCGGUCAUCUCGCUUCUCCCCAGCUCCUGCCCCUUCGAUCAACCAUCUCUUGAAGCGCGAUUUUACCGCCACGAAUAUGUUCGCCGUGGAUGGCAUGCUCUUUACCUACAGCGCGCCGUCUGUGACGUCAUAUAUCGUGCGGCCAAGGCUACACGAAGACGAAACUCUGUCGUAUCGUGCCUUGAGCAAGCAACAGAUGCAGCAGUGGGCUGCCGACAAACGAUCCCAAGCCGCCGCGUUGCGGCAAAAGGGCAAGUGCGACGAAGCCAUCACAGCGUACACGGCCGCACUUGAAAUGGACCAAGAAGAUGUAGAGAGCUUUGUGGGUCGUGGCGCAUUGUACCUCGAGUUGAAGCGCACGGACGUUGCAAGGCGGGACAUGGAGUCUGCGCUCAAGUUGCAGCCAUCGCACUCAGGGGCCCUCGAGUUGCAGCAAAACGUGCACGCGGCGGUGGCGGCAUCCAUGGAGGUAGCUCCGCGGCAAGAACUGUUGCCAAGCGGAAAGGACUCGGACCGGCUACGCGCACUUUUAGAAAUGGACAUCAGGCAGUCCUCCAAGGACAAAAAAAAAGACCACAAAAAAGAACACAAGAAAAAAGAAAAAAAGAAACACAAAAAGAGAAGUCGUAGCCGGUCCUCGGAUCGUAAUGCACGGAGAAAACGGUAAAAAAAAUUGGCAUUGUCAAA